AUGAAGGUUGCGACGCUUCUCGGCCUCGUCGGCCUCGCCGCCGUAUCGACUGCGCAGGUCUCUCGCGACUACGACAAUAAUGACUAUUACGUCCUUCAUCUGGAUGAAGGCGUUGAGCCCGGUCAUGUCGCCGACCGUCUUGGUCUGCGACACGAGGGCCCCUUGGGCGAUCUCGACCAUCACUACAUCUUCCGCUCCCCUAAAUACGACCACGACGUUGUCAAGCGACAGCUCCUCGACCGACGCAGACGGAAGCGCGAUGGCUCCGACGACAUCAUCGACACUGUUCGUCUGGCUAGAAAACAGCAGCCCCGAACCAUGCUGCAGAAACGUAUUCCGCCGCCACCCCUGGCCGGCGCUCGUCGCGACGUGAAGCCCAAACCUGAAGCGCUCAGCAAGCAGAAAAACGUCAUGCAGCUCCUCUCCAUCAACGACCCUACAUUCCCCGGUCAAUGGCAUCUCUUUAACCCAAUACAGCUAGGCCACGAUGUCAACGUGACCGGCGCUUGGGUUGAGGGUGUCACCGGCAAGAACGCCACUGUCGCCAUUGUCGACGACGGUCUCGACAUGCACAGCCUGGAUCUCAAGGAUAACUAUUUCGCCGAGGGAUCCUGGGACUUCAACGACAACGGUCCCGAACCGUCGCCAAAGCUGCCCGAAGACGGCCACGGAACCAGAUGCGCUGGCGAAGUUGGCGCUGUCAAGAACGAUGUCUGCGGUGUUGGUGUUGCCUACGACGCCAAGGUUGCUGGCAUUCGCAUUCUCAGCAAGCCCAUCAGCGACAUGGAUGAAGCCGAGGCCAUGAUUUACAAGUACCAAGAAAACCAAAUCUACUCUUGCUCCUGGGGCCCGCCCGAUGAUGGUCGCUCCAUGGAAGCUCCUGGCGUCUUGAUCCGCCGCGCAAUGCUCAAGGGCAUCCAAAAGGGCCGUGCCGGUCUUGGAACGAUUUAUGUCUUUGCUUCUGGCAAUGGUGCCGCUUCGGAAGACAAUUGCAACUUUGAUGGCUACACCAACUCCAUUUAUAGCAUUACAGUCGGCGCCGUCGACCGCGAAGGCAACCACCCAUACUACUCGGAGCAUUGCUCUGCCCAACUCGUUGUAACAUAUAGCAGUGGCAGCGGCGACUCCAUCCACACGACCGACGUAGGCACCAACAAGUGCACUGUUUCCCACGGAGGAACAUCUGCCGCCGCUCCUCUGGCUGCUGGCAUCUUUGCUCUCGUCAUGGAAGUUCGACCUGACCUCACCUGGAGAGAUCUUCAAUAUCUCGCCCUCGAGACCGCCGUCAAGGUCGAUGAUCCCAAUGCGGACUGGCAAAAGACCGCCAUUGGCAAGCACUUUUCGCACACAUUUGGCUAUGGAAAAAUCGAUAGCUAUAGCAUUGUUCAGAUGUCCAAGACUUGGGACAAGGUCAAGCCCCAGACCUGGUACUUUUCUCCCUGGAUCCACGUCAAGACGGAUAUUCCCCAGGGCGAUGAAGGUCUCACUUCCACCUUUGAGGUUACGGAAGACAUGCUCAAGGAAGCCAAUCUUGCUCGUCUAGAGCAUGUCACUGUCACGAUGAAUGUCGACCACACCCGCCGCGGCGAUCUCAGCGUAGACCUCAUCAGCCCCGAUAACGUCGUCAGCCACAUUGCCACGACCCGAAAGAUGGACAGUCAUGGCACCGGCUACGUGGACUGGACUUUUAUGAGCGUCGCGCACUGGGGUGAAAAGGGCGUCGGAAAGUGGACUGUUGUUGUCAAGGACAGCAACGUCAACGAGCACAGCGGCAAGUUUGUCGACUGGCACCUCAAGCUCUGGGGUGAGGCCAUUGACGCCGACAAGGCCACUCUCUUGCCUCUACCCACCGAGAAUGAUGAUCUGGACCACGACAAGGUCGAAACCAUCAGCAUGCCAGCCGCCACGACAUCCAUUACCCCCGUGGCGACGCCCGAGCACACCCACACCGAGGAGCUGCCCGAUGAUCACGUCAACCGGCCUACUAAGCCCGCGGGCAGCGGCGAAACGCCCACCACCACCGAGACGCCGGCCAGCACGCCCGUGGACCAGGAACCCGCCGACAGCAGCCCGUCAUCCAACUGGAUCUCGUGGCUCCCGUCCUUUGGCGCCUCCAAAAAGGCGCAGGUAUGGAUCUACGGCGCCGCCGGCCUCAUUGGCGCCUUUGGCAUCGGCCUCGGCAUCUUCUUCUACAUUGCUCGUCGUCGCCGUCUGCGCAACGACUCGCGUAACAACUACGAGUUUGAGCUGCUUGAUGAAGAGGACGGACGCGGCGGCGCCACCGGCGACGGCGUGGAGAAGGGCCUCGUCUCUGGGAAACCCGGCCGUCGCACCCGCGGCGGUGAGCUCUACGAUGCGUUUGCGGACGGCACCUCGGAGGACGAGUCGGACGCGGACGAGUACGACGCGUACAGGGAUCGUUCAGCCGAGCGCCUCGCGGGCGUGGAACGUUUACCCGAAGACGAGGAGCAGCAUGUCAUUGGCGAUGAGAGCGAUGAUGAGGACGUUGAUGAAAAGACGGCUCAGGGACGCGCUCUGACCAAGUAA
Molecule: messenger RNA, 2547 nt
Organism: Akanthomyces muscarius
Lineage: Eukaryota; Fungi; Ascomycota; Sordariomycetes; Hypocreales; Cordycipitaceae
Exons: 1
Coding region: 1-2547 (848 amino acids)
Biological process (GO): protein processing
Cellular component (GO): trans-Golgi network; Golgi membrane
Molecular function (GO): serine-type endopeptidase activity
Source: RefSeq, a predicted model, not a curated record